This is a messenger RNA of Yarrowia lipolytica CLIB122, 537 nucleotides long. RefSeq lists its product as uncharacterized. Gene Ontology annotation, cellular component: plasma membrane; cellular bud neck. The record is from RefSeq and is a predicted model, not a curated record. Lineage: Eukaryota; Fungi; Ascomycota; Dipodascomycetes; Dipodascales.
AUGGCUCCAAUGAUCCAACUCUGUCCACAGGCUAUGGCCCAACCACUCAUCAGCUUCUCAAAAAGAGGAUUAGCAGAAAGUGCCAAAUCAACUGGAGAAGCUUUCAAGAGCUGGGAUACAUGCAUGGAUAACACGUUUUGCAAGAUUGUGGCGAUUGUGGGAAUUGUUCUGGGAGGAAUGCUGGUUCUGUGGGUACUCACAGCCUUUUUCAGAUGCUGCUUCUUUGGAGUAUCUGCUUUCAGCGCCUGUUGUGCGCUGUGCUCUUGCUGUGCCUGCUGCUGUAACGAUAAGAUCAACAGAGAGGCCAACCAAGGUAACUACGCAGCAGCAAAUAACCCAGCCAUGUACCCAGCUUCAAAUCCUUACCAGGCAUACAAUUAUCAGCCACAGCCGGUUUACGGAAACCAGUCCAAUAACAACUUUGCUCCUGACUAUUAUGUGAACAGGUCAGUGGACGAUACAGACUACGAGAUGGAGAAGUAUCCAAAGAUAAAUACCUAUGAGGUUCCUGCUGAACAGGAAAGAACAAGAUUCUAA